AUAUAGUGGCCCUUUAAACCGGCAGCCAUGUUUUGAUAAUCAAUUGAUGGACUUGUUGAGGUUGCGAAAAACUGAGCGUUGUUGCUCCUCUUGUGAUGAUGAAGAUGUCGGGAGGAAGAUAAUGGGGUGGCGGUCCGAAUUUCUGUUUCUGCCAUCCUCUAGUAUUAUGUUUUAUCCGACUUCUGACGGCUGCAGUUGUGGUUUAACGUACAGAAAAGGAGGGAAACGCUCAGCGCCCGGAAAUAAAUAAUUAUAUCGACGGUAUUUGCAAGAGGCAGCAGCGUCUGGGUGGAGAUGGCGUUCAUGUCCCGUUUCUCCAGGUCUAGGAGCAGCUCAAGGAGUCCGAACAGGAAAGACUCGGAGCGCGUCUCGCCGAUCCUGUCCGUGUCCGAACUGGAGCGGCUACUGUACACGGGGAAAACCGCCUGUAACCACGCGGAUCAAGUGUGGCCGCGGCUCUACAUUGGCGACCAGGACAUUGCGUCGGACAGGCGCGAGCUGGCUAAACUGGGCAUCAGCCACAUCCUCAACUGUGCGCAGAGCAAGUGGCGCAGCGGUGCCGAAUGGUGUUCUACAAGAAACGGGUGA
Molecule: messenger RNA, 588 nt
Organism: Gadus chalcogrammus (walleye pollock)
Lineage: Eukaryota; Metazoa; Chordata; Actinopteri; Gadiformes; Gadidae
Product: dual specificity protein phosphatase 26-like
Exons: 4
Coding region: 295-588 (97 amino acids)
Biological process (GO): protein dephosphorylation; negative regulation of MAPK cascade
Cellular component (GO): cytoplasm
Molecular function (GO): protein tyrosine/serine/threonine phosphatase activity; MAP kinase phosphatase activity
Source: RefSeq, a predicted model, not a curated record